Molecule: messenger RNA, 804 nt
Organism: Copidosoma floridanum
Lineage: Eukaryota; Metazoa; Arthropoda; Insecta; Hymenoptera; Encyrtidae
Product: gastrula zinc finger protein XlCGF71.1-like
Source: RefSeq, a predicted model, not a curated record
AUGGCGCAGAGCAGCAAUUGCCACUCCUCCAACGUACGUGGUCAAACUUUCCGGACAAACUCCGAGGUGGUGCACAAACGUGACGAUACAAAUGUGGGCACAGCCCAUCAUUGCCCAGUGUGUGGCAAAACCUUCGUCCGAAAGUACUGUCUCACGGUGCACGAGCGGAUCCAUACCGGAGUUAGGCCCUACCGUUGCAAACUGUGUUUGAAACACUUCACCCAAAGGGCACACCUCACAGCCCACGAGCGGGUCCACACUGGCUUGAGACCCUACAGUUGCCCACUGUGUUUAAAGACCUUCAAUUCCAAGAGGAGCCUUACAGUGCACGACUGGGUCCACACGGGCGUCAAGCCGUACAAGUGUCAGCUGUGUUUGAAAAAUUACUCGGAAAAGGCCCGUUUGAGGGAGCACGAGAAGACUCACGCGGGUGCGAGGCCGUACAGCUGCAACCUGUGCUCGAAAAGCUUCGUGUACAAAAGAAACCUAGUGGUGCACGAGCGGGUCCACACGGGCGAUAAGCCCCAUGGCUGCGGCCUGUGCUCGAAGAGUUUUACCCAAAAAACGAGCCUGAAAGCGCACGAGAGGACCCACACGGGGGAGAAGCUCCACCGUUGCUUCGAGUGCUCGCUAAGCUUCGCCGAAAAGAGCAGUCUUACGAGGCACAUGGGGUGCGUCCACGCGUACCAUUGCAACGAGUGCUUGCUGACUUUCGUCCGCAACUGCGAUCUCAAAAGCCACGAGCGCAAUCAGCACUCGUUUCUCACCGGGACGAGGAAUCAAGUCAAUCAUCGAGCCAAGUGA